CAACAACAGCAGAUGAACAACAAUACCGAAACAUUAACAAUAACAACAACAACAACAACAAUUUAUUUAAAUUUAGCUUGGUCUGAAAUUCUUUUAGUUCUUUUAAUGGCCGUUAUUUCUGCUGUAACGGUUGUCGGUAAUUUGGUUGUUUUACUUUCAUUUUUACUCGACCGACAAAUUCGACAACCUAGCAACUUUUUUAUUUUUUCUUUGGCUGUUUCCGAUUUGAUAAUUGGAUUAGAAGGAAUACCUGUAUAUACAUAUUUUUUAAUUAACGGACAACGUUGGCCUUUUGGAGCUUUUCUUUGUGAUUUAUGGCUUUCUGUAGAUUAUGCUUGUUGUUUAGCCUCAAUUUAUACUGUUUUAGGUAUUACUGCUGAUAGAUACCUUUCUGUAAAAUAUCCUGCUGCUUAUCGUAAUUGGAGAACUAAAGGUCGAGUACUUUUAAUUAUUGCUGCUAUUUGGGUAUUGCCUUCAGUGCUUUUUUCAAUAUCAAUUUUUGGCUAUGGAUGGUUUUCGGGUAAAGGACGUAUUUUAAGGGAAGACGAAUGUUAUGUACAAUUUAUGACUAAUCCUUACUUGAAUGCUGGAAUGUAUCUUUCAUAUUAUUGGUCAACAUUGAUACUAAUGCUCUAUCUUUAUUAUGGUAUUUACUCUGCUGCAAAACAAUUAGCAUCUAAAUCAGAUCAAAAACAAAAAAGAUUGGCUAUUUUGGCUGAAAUGAGGGGAGGGGAGGGUGGGGGACAAGAAGUAGCUAUUAGGCCAGAUUCUAGAGAUGAACAAUCACUUGGCCCUGGGCUUUCUGAAGCUCUUGGAACUUUGGAUUCUUCUGAAACGUGAGUUUGGAUUGAUUGGACCGUAUAUAGUAUACUCUAAUUCGGAGCCGAAUCCUGUGGUUAUGUUUAUUUUCCCCCAUUUUUCUUGAUGUCUAAAAAAUGAGAGAAAAUCUCUUUGCGGAUAGGUA
This is a messenger RNA of Meloidogyne enterolobii, 964 nucleotides long. NCBI's taxonomy places the organism in Eukaryota, Metazoa, Nematoda, Chromadorea, Rhabditida, Meloidogynidae. The record is from the annotation of a GenBank genome assembly.